GGUGUCAUUUCCUGUAUCGCUCGUGCUGUGCUUAACCGGAGUUUUGAAUCAGUGACCACAGGAAUUCUCAAUGGCGUCCACGGGAGAGCAGAAAGAAGUGAAAAUGAUUUCAGAACUGUCCAACAAAGUACUUCUCCAGUAUGAAAGCCUCCAAAAAGAAUAUGAGAAAAUCAAAAAGGAGUGUAAAAAAAUGCAAGAAGAGAGAGAUGAGUCCUUAAGGAAGCUAAAAGAAUUUGAACAAGUGUCACACAGGGUGAUCGAGGAGGUGAACAACAUUCAGGAGAAUCUUGAGAUCGAGAAGACAUGCAGAGAGAGUGUAGAAGCUUUGGCCUCAAAGUUGAACAGACAGAACCGUUCUCUGAAGAGGAAGAGUAUGCUCUUUAUGUCCCGCCUUGGUGCUGAUGUCAUCGCUGAGAUCAGUCUGAAUGAUGAGGAUGAUGAAGAUCCACAGGAGGAGGAGUCAGGUGUAUGUAGCUCCUCCCACUGUCAGAUUGUCAUUACAGAGCUGAGGGAUAAACUAGAGGCGAUCCUGGCUGAGAAGAAGCAGAUUGUGAUCGAUCUGGAGACGACAAUAGAGCAGCUCUGCCAAACUAGACAGGAACUCCUGAAAGAGAAGCAUGAUAAUACUGUUUUAAUAGCUGAAACAUUCCAACAAAAGAAGCUCUUGGGAAAAUACAACAGAGUUUCUCAAUAUGCUCUAGAUGAGUUUGAGGCCUUGCAGGAUGAUCUAAAGCUUGAGAGGGACCUGCGUUCUGAAGCAGAGAAGUUUGCACAUGAGAUGCUAGUAGAACAGAAGAAGCUGAAAAGACAAAGCCAGAUGUUGAUCCAGAGUGUGUCUCCAACAGAAGCUCUGCAGAAAGCUCUGGCAGAGAUCAACACACUCACACACACUUUAGAGACACAGAGACUUGAGCAUCAACAGCAGGUGAAGGCUCUUGAAGAGCAGAUACAUGGCAGUGAAUUAAAGAAGCAGCUGACAGCGUUACAGAGACAGACUGAUUUGCUGGAAGAGGAGAGAAAAGAGUGGCAGCACAAACACUCCAAAGCUGAAACCGAGGCUAAAGACCUCAGAUUCACAGUGGAGGAACUGAAAAAGAAGCUCCAGCAGGUCUCCAACCCACCACCAGCUGCCCCAGGACCCCCUCCUCCACCCCCGCCCCCACCUCCUCCACCUCCACCGCCUGCCUCUUCAAGCAACCCACUCAGCUCAUUACUCUCUAUGCUUCGUAAGAAAAAAGACGUGAGCACUGAAAUUGCUUUAGUGGAGAAGGACUCCUCUGAGAAAACCCCAGAGAAGGACAUCAGACAGGAAGCUGUGGAUGAGAUGAUGCAGCGCAUCAAAAAAGGAGUUCAACUGCGACGUGUUUCCCAGAGAACCCACAGAGCCAGACCAGGACCGAAAGAAGGGACAAAUUCUGCCAUACAGGAACUUCAGGGAAUCCUGAACUCCGUCAAGCGUCCCGGCUCCUCCUCCUCGCCUGGGACACGCCCUCCAUCGCCAUCACAGAAGUCUGAGCUGGAGAAAGCCCUGGAGAGACGGAGGGGAGCCCUGAAGGCUGCAAAGAAUAACACGAAUUCCAGUACUGCUCUGGAUCUGCCCCAUAUUAAGCAAACCCAGCCAGAACCAGGCCAGAACACAAGGGACCAGGACACACCGCAACACACAACAACCAAAAUAUGCACUGAUCAACUCAAGCCUUCAUAGGAGCUCAUAGGUUGUAAAUCUGGAGCACAUGGGAUGAAAAAGUCUUCAGGAAUGAAAAUGCUGACACAUGACACAGACAAUUAACUUAAUAUUGUGGACAAUCACACAAAAUAAUUAAAUGGUGGGCAAGUCAAUGUGGAAAUGUUCACUGUGA
Onychostoma macrolepis is the source of this 1859-nucleotide messenger RNA. RefSeq names its product shootin 1 (gene shtn1). Bases 71 to 1705 code for a protein of 544 amino acids. The record is from RefSeq and is a predicted model, not a curated record. NCBI's taxonomy places the organism in Eukaryota, Metazoa, Chordata, Actinopteri, Cypriniformes, Cyprinidae. The transcript is spliced from 17 exons.